Messenger RNA from Thlaspi arvense, 714 nucleotides. NCBI's taxonomy places the organism in Eukaryota, Viridiplantae, Streptophyta, Magnoliopsida, Brassicales, Brassicaceae. The record is from the annotation of a GenBank genome assembly.
AUGAGCCAUAAAACAAGUCGACGUGGUGAUAUCAACCGUUGGCCGCAUACGACUGUUGGAUCAAACCAAGAUCAUUUCCCGUCAAGGUCGAGAUUCUUGCCGUCUGAGUUUGGGACAGACGUGAACAGGACAAGUGCGGUUGAGCCGGCAAAAUCAUUGGUUUUCGCGGCGAAGAGACAGAUCAGGAGAGCCGUUGAAGCAGAAGGGAUACCAUUCACUUACGUUGUUAACAAUUGCGCAGCCGGUUUUUACUUGUCGACGUUGGUUCAGUUCGAGCCUGGGCUUACUUCUCCUCCAAGAGACAAAGUCACCAUUUUGGGCGAUGGAAAUGCUAAAGUUGUGUUCAACAAGGAGGAAGAUACUGCUGCUUACAUGAUCAGAGCAGUGGAUGAUCCGAGGACACUGAACAAAACACUUUACAUUAAUUCUCGUAAGAACACUUUAUCGAUGAACGAAAUCGUCGCCUUGUGGGAGAAUAAGAUCGGCAAGUCUCUUGAGAAGACUUACGUGUCAGAAGAACAAGUGCUCAAAAGCAUCCAAGUGUCUCCGGUUCCUGUUCCCUUUAAUAUUCUUCUGUCGAUAAGCCAUGCUGUUUUUGUGAAGGGAGAUCAGACCAGCUUCACUAUAGAGCCUUAUUUCGGUGUUGAAGCCUCUGAGAUUUACCCUGAUGUCAAGUACACGAGCAUUGAUGAGUAUCUCAGUCAACUCGCUUGA